Molecule: messenger RNA, 2277 nt
Organism: Acipenser ruthenus (sterlet)
Lineage: Eukaryota; Metazoa; Chordata; Actinopteri; Acipenseriformes; Acipenseridae
Product: glucagon receptor-like
Exons: 15
Coding region: 395-1732 (445 amino acids)
Biological process (GO): adenylate cyclase-modulating G protein-coupled receptor signaling pathway; cell surface receptor signaling pathway
Cellular component (GO): plasma membrane
Molecular function (GO): peptide hormone binding; G protein-coupled peptide receptor activity; gastric inhibitory peptide receptor activity
Source: RefSeq, a predicted model, not a curated record
CGCGAAAUGUGUUCUUCGUCAUGUGGAUUUAUGAGUUUACUGAUGAAAUAGAGUGCAAAGAAGGAAGGUGAGAGCCAGCUGUAUAAUGUAUAUUUUCCAUAGACCAGCAAGGCACCUGGGAGCAAAUCCAUUACAAACUCGGAGCCUGUAGGCCAGUGACAGUGGCGCCCUCUUGUGGUGACGUGCUCGAGAGAUGAGUGGGCUUCAGGUGCACUGCCUCAGAGCAAAGUGAUGCUACUGGGAUACAGGUGGGAGAGGGAGAGAGCGCAAAGCAGCAGCAGAGCAGCAGCUAAUACACACACAUCAAGCAUUCCUCUGGCAGUCUGGGACCUUGUGCAUCUUUGAAAUUACAAGGUUGGAGAAUGGAGUCUUGAAGCUGAACAGAGGAGCCGGGAUGUUGCAAGCGAUCUGGACUGGACUUCUUUUGCUGCAGUUUCAGGCAGCGCAAGGGAAGGUCUUGGAACAAACCUAUCAGAAAUGGCUGAGGUAUCAGAUGGAUUGCAUGAAGCAAAUGGACCAUGAGGCUUAUCCUUCAGGGGUCUACUGCAACCGGACCUUUGAUAUGUAUGCCUGUUGGCCAGAUGGGAUCCCAGGCACUCUGGUGAAUGUCUCUUGUCCUUCGUACCUGCCUUGGUUUGAUAAAGUGAGUCUGGGGGUGGUGCGGCGCAAGUGCGGGCUGGAUGGACAGUGGCUGCAGCUGGACAGCGGUCAGUCCUGGAGGGACAUCUCGCAGUGCGAGGACGAGGCUGAGGUCCUGUCUGAAGAGAUGUGGUACAAGCAGCUGAUGGUGAGUUUCAAGGUCCUGUACACUGUGGGAUACUCCCUGUCCCUCUUCACGCUGCUCUGGGCUCUCAUCAUUGUGCUGGGAAUCAGAAAGCUGCACUGCACUCGGAACUACAUCCACGCCAACCUGUUUGCCUCCUUCAUGCUGCGGGCGGUGUCCGUGAUUGUGAAGGACGCCCUGCUGGAUCAGCACUGGGGCCGGGAGAUCAUGGCGGUGUCGGACCUGGCAGCGAUGCUGAGCCACCAGGCUGCUAUUGGCUGCAGGAUGGCGCACGUGGUGAUGCAGUACUGCAUUCUGGCCAAUCACUACUGGCUCUUCGGGGAGGCAAUCUAUCUGUACACUCUUCUGAUUGGAGCAGUGUUCUCGGAGAAGAAUAACUACACCCCAUACCUGUAUCUGGGCUGGGGAAUUCCUGUCAUUUUUGUGGUUCCAUGGAUGGCAGCAAAAUAUUUGAAGGAAAACACAGAGUGCUGGGCCCUCAAUGACAACAUGUCCUACUGGUGGAUAAUUCGGUGUCCCAUUCUCCUGGCCUCACUGAUAAACCUGGUGAUCUUCAUGAAGAUUUUGAAGGUGAUUCUCUCCAAGUUACGGGCCAAUCAGAAGGGCUUUCCGGACUACAAACUCAGGCUGGCUAAGGCCACGCUGACCCUCAUCCCACUGUUCGGAAUCCACGAGGUGGUCUUCAUCUUCGCCACGGACGAGCAGACCACCGGCAUCCUGCGCUACAUCAAGGUGUUCUUCACACUUUUUCUCAACUCUUUUCAGGGCUUUCUUGUGGCUGUGUUAUACUGCUUUUCUAACAAAGAGGUGCAGUCAGAACUGCAGAAGAAGCUGCAGACCUGGAAAGUGGAGAGCGCUGCCCUCUGCUGCCCACAGCGAGAGGAAGGGCAGCAUGUCUUCAGAAACAGUGCUCCAGUCACACUCUCCACCUGGCAACAAGCCCCAUAGAUCCGAUACUAGAUUCAUGUCUGUGUAAUGCUGUACUUUAUCUAAAUACCAGCAGAUUCAGGGACUCGGAACAGUAGUCAACCACUAGGGCAAGGCUCUGUAUGUAGAUAUAGUCUCCUCUAUUUGAUGUUCUUAUUGUGUAAUCAUUUGAACAGCGGCUCUUAAACCUUUUCUAACUGGAACCAACUUUGUAGUGACUUGGGUCUGCCGCAGCCCGUUAGUGUGCCCCCCUGUGUUAAUACAGCAUGCCGUAGAAAUGCAACCUAGUUUGAGAAACUGCAUUAGAAGUUGGUUUUUUUUUUCCCCAAAGCAUUUUUAAAAACAUUUUGAUUGUGUUCUUUCUUUUUGCAUAUACAGUAUCCAUGCGCAAAUUCCCACAUUGUUGUAUUGAAUAUAUUGUAAAUAACAUUACAAGUAAUAUUUAAAAUAAUGAUAUCAUUGUAUUUGUUGUUAUGCUAAUAGCAGUAUAGGUACUGUGCUUACCUUGCGUGUAUUUCAUGUUAAAGAGUGUGACUUAGUUAAGGUAUUGAAUACAGUUUUCCUGU